Molecule: messenger RNA, 2651 nt
Organism: Dromaius novaehollandiae (emu)
Lineage: Eukaryota; Metazoa; Chordata; Aves; Casuariiformes; Dromaiidae
Exons: 10
Coding region: 95-1390 (431 amino acids)
Source: RefSeq, a predicted model, not a curated record
UGCCACGGCCCUCCCCGGAGCAGGUUGCUGCAGAGUGCACUUCUCCCCGUUGCAGUUCCUCGCGCUGGUGUGGACGUGCCCGCAGGUCUCCACCAUGCCGACACCGCUCCGCUGGGCUGUCGCAGGCUAUCUGUUUUUGAUUUUUCAGUGGACUUCCGUAGCAGUGGAAAUCACAGAAAGAAGAUUUGUAGCUGAAGGAUCCUCUGUGCUGUUGUAUGCACCAGAUAUCAAGAACAUAAACUUCACUGAGUGGGAAUUCAUAAGAAAUACCACUCCUGAAUUCAUCCUGCAAUACUAUGCAGAUUCACAGUCUCCAACUAUCUACCCAGCUUACCAAGGCAGAGUGAUUUUCUAUCCAGAGAAUGGCUCCCUUCUCUUGCAAAAGCUACAAGAGAUAGACAGUGGGGUCUAUAAAGCAACAGUUGAUCUGAAGCAGGAUAAAGCUAGGACGACUUUACUUGAAGUUAUCAAGCCUGUGCCCCAGCCUGAGCUCCAGUGCAGUUCAAGCCUGGUAGGUUCACCCAUUGAGUUGCGCUGCGUGCUGCCAAAAGGAAGAGUGGAUGCCAUCUUCUGGAAGAAGGAGGGACGUCCUCUCCCCCCAGAAAGGUGCUACCAGCUCUCUGAAAACAUGACUGUGCUGCGGAUUGGGAAAGGGGAGAAGGCGGACUGUGGCUCCUACUCCUGCAAUGUCAGCAAUGAGAUCAGCUGGAAGGAAGCAGUGCUGAACCUGACUCUGGCGGGUCUCCUGCCCCCUCUGCACCAUGCUCAGAGGAUGGCUGCUCUCGUGCUGGUGUUUGCUGCAGGCUCUGCGAUAGGCUUCGCCGUCCUGCUCCGUCAGCCAGAGGAGCAAGGACUUGGAAAGAAAGUGGAGAGAUGGAUGACUGUGUCCAUCCAAGGACUGUUGUGUUUCUCCUCUCUUCUUCUGCUCGCCACCUCUAUCAUCUGGAUGCAGCAAGAAGGUCCUUCUGCUGCCUUCAUAUUGCUCGGGCUUUUCCUCUUUGCUACCAUAAUAACAACUGCCCUCCUCACAGCAACACUGUCGUGCAGACCAGCAGCUCUCAUCCAUUUAAGGACCAAAAAAUGGCACCGUGUCAUCCUGGACACUGCAACCCCCACCACAGUGAUCAUCCUCAUGCUGUUCGCCAGCCUCCUGCUCCAAAAUAUCCAACAGCUCCAUGAGCGAGGCUGCUCGGAGCCCAUUGAUCUGACAGCCAGCUUCGUCAUUGCUGCUACGGUAGUCCUGUUUGUGCUGCUGGUCUUCCUAUGGUAUCACAGGAAUAAAAAGAAGGAGACGAAGAUGGAAAACCUGCGGGUCACCCAUAUCACACAGGGCAUGACAACCUCGCAGGUGCAGGAAGAGCUCCGAGGGCAAAAUCAGGAAGAGGAGUAAGAAGUCAUCCCUCCGACAGCCAGAAGGCUCUGCUCACAUGCCUUGGGCAGCAGGAAGGAGCCCUGGGGAGCUGGAAAAAUGACAUUUAUAAGGAAGCAAUUGUAAGCUGCUGUUGUACCCUAGCACUAGCUAGGCAAUGCUUUCAGUACAAGCGUUUGACAAAGAUGUCACCACCCUGACCAUAGCUUCAGGCCAUGCCUGAUAUUUUCCUGUCACCACACUCUCUGAUCUCCACUGUAGCAAAAAUGGUUUCACUAGUACUAAAAGUGAUUUACUUUUUUGCUACCAGCUUCAGCUGCCUUACUGGUUCAUUUUAUUAUAAUAUGAAGGAAUUGAGUAUCAUAUUCCCUAAGUGCUGCUGAGACUCUUUGCUGCCUGUAGCCCUCCCUGUGCUUUUGCUUCUGAAGCUUUAGCUUUGCCCUGUUUCAGUUUCAGCAGAGCUCUGCCAAGUGCUGCUCACGUGAUUUUGGUGUCACUGCAUGUGUGUGCUGCUGCUUUCUACACUGCUUCCCUUCUGUGCCAUGAGCCAGGCUGCUAAGUCUUGGGAGCAGCUGCUCUUGCCGCCCUUGCCGCCACGUGCGAAGGCAGGCCCUUGCACUGCCCUCGGAUUUGUGCCUUCAGCAGGGCAUCACAGCACAGCCAGGCAGUGCUCCCCUGGCAGCAGGCAGGGCUCAUGGCCUCACUUGGGUGAUGAAACCUUCCCCUCUGGUCUGCCUUGUACUCAGUUUUGCAAGGUGAGCCACCCCGCGUCAUACCGCCUUCCUCCGAAAACUUAGUCUGAUCCCUUACGCGUGCCGUCAUACGCCUGCUCCUUUCCUUUCUCGUGUGCUGACCAGCUCCUCCCUGCAUGCCUGCGACGCCGCACUCCAGACUUGUUGCUUUGGGAAGAGUAACUAGCCUUUGGGGUGGAUGACUAGGAAAGACAGCUCCCUUGCACAUCUGUAUGUGCCUUAUUGUUUCUCUUGGGUGGGCUUUUUUAUUUUAAAGCAUCCCCAAACUAGACUGGCCUUAGACAAUUUUCCAUCCAAGUGCCUCUUAAUUGACUCUGCGUUCAUGAUGUGGCCUUCAGCUGUCUCUGUCCUUUCCGGGUUGUAGUAUUUUAGCUGGAGUUGAAGCACAUUCUGUCAAGGUCCUCCUUUUUUUAUCUUUGCAUGAGAGGUUUGCUGUGAAAAGUGUUGAUCUGUAAGAGCUGAGAAAUAACCUUACCCUGUUCUUUCCCUCUCUUUGUUACAGCUGCUCUAAUAAAUGCAUUUAAUUUGGA